UGGGUACUUGUUAUAAAAAAUGUUCUAAGGCGUUUUAGUUGCUCUGUCUUCUGUGGUCCCCCCUGAGUGGAGAAUGGAACGUUCCAGAAACAUUUCGAAGGUGAAAGCGGGAGGAAGUCAGUUUUCCAGCGCGAGCUCAGAGAACAUAGACUUCAGAAUGGACGUAACGACGUGUCUGAAGUCUCUGCUUCUCGCUAUUCGACAUUACAACAACAACAGGGGCACACUCAACACAUCUCUGCUGCAGAAACACAUCGAAGAUUUGUCUGCCUUGAAGUGCUCCAGGAUCUUGUCCUCGGGUCAGGUUCUCCCCAGCGAGUGUCUGAACGGUCUGCUGGAAGUAGCUGGAGAUCCCAACACCAGUCCUGCUUUCACAGGGAGCGUCCUGUCUCUGCUUGCCCAGCUCGCAUCUGAUGAUGAGAGUAAAGAGACACUUCUUAGCCGUUUUAACAUUGUCGGGACUCUGGCGGGCGUCAUUCACUGGAACAGAGCUACACCUGAGGAGCCGAUCGUACUGCAGUGUCUUCAGGUCUUGCAGCGUCUCACUUACAACGUCAGGAUCCUGCACUGCGCCUCCCACAUAGACGACCUCCUCACGUUCCUCGUGCUCAACAUCCAGUCUCAGAAUGAUGAUGUCACCAAGCCGUGUUUGGGCCUGAUGGCUAAUCUGUGCCGACACAACCACUCUGUACAGGUCCAGAUAAAGUCUCAGAGUAAUGUUAAAGCCUUCUACAGAGCUUUGCUCAACUUCCUCGGGCACAACUGUCUUACCGUGGUUGUCUUCGCUCUCUCGAUCUUGUCCAGCCUCACCCUCAGCGAGGAAGUGGGCCAAAAGCUGUUCAAUGCAAAGAACAUUCAUCAGACUUUCCAGCUCAUCUUUAACAUCACUGUGAACGGAGACGGCACCCUGACCAGGAACUACGCCGUUGACUUGCUGGUGGAUCUGCUCAAAAACGCCAAGAUUGCAGAUUACCUCACCAACUAUAAACACCUCCCUGUGUGUCUGAGUGAGGUGGUCGGCCUUCUUCACAGGAAAGACCCAGACACAGCGGUAAAGGUUCUGGAGCUGCUCGUGUCUAUGUGCUCGGUUCCACCCCUACGCAGGCUCAUCUGUCAGUCUGUGUUAAAACCCGCUGCCCCUCGUCUACAGCUCGCCACCAGAAACCCCGCCCAGGUCAGGGGGGCGGAGCCAGGCCUGGCGCUGCUCCAAUGGGCAACAGCCCCCCUGCAGGAACUGGAGCGGUGCUGCCUGCUCGCGCUGGAGCUCUUCACUGAGUUGUUUGAGGAGGUGAUCGGUUCCUCGCAGUCCGGUUCCGCUCGCUCGUUUUUGGAGCUCCUUCUUCCGGCCCUGCAGAGUUUACUGCAGACUCCAGACUUCAGCGCUGGAGACGAGCUGCUGCAGAGGCACUGCGCGAGAGCUGGGCGAGCGCUUGACCUCCUGCUAGUCCUGUGCGGAGACGACGUCCUGAAGUCUCUGGUGGCGCAGCACGUGAGCUCGGAGCUGUGUGUGUCCCUGAUGGAGCUGCUGCUGUCUAACAGUCAGGACUACAUCAGCUCCGUCCGCUCGGACUCAAACUCUCGACUCAGCCACACGUGCGGUGAAACGGUCCUGAAGACUCUGGAGCUGAUGAGCCAGCUGAAGCAGCACGUCGCCGACAUGGAGACCUGCUUUUACCGCAUGCUGCAGGACCAGCGCUUGGUGACGCCUCUGUCCCAGGCCCUGACGUCUCAGCACCGAGAGCGAGUCCACACGGCCCUGCGCGUCUUGUUCGAAGCUGCUCCUCUGCCCGACUUCCCCACCGUCAUUUUGGGUGAAAGCAUCGCAGCGAAUAACGCGUACCGGCAACGCGAGGGUGAGCUGAGCGCUCAGGAGGACGGGGUCGCCCCAGCGAAGAGCUUCACCGUGUCUAGUGCUGCUCCGGACAGUCCGUCUCGCCAGAGUAUCGACAGUCUGAUCGAGAAACUGCAGAGCGGUGUUCAGUUACAGGAGCAGAUUAAAGAUGUGCACAUGUCAGAGAUCAUCGACGUUUAUGAACAGAAACUCUCCGCCCUGGCUUCUAAGGAAGGCCGUCUGCAGGACCUGUUGGAGGCCAAAGCUUUUGCUUUGUCUCAGGCUGAUCGUCUGAUCGCUCAGUACCGCUGUCAGAGAGCACAGGCCGAGGCCGAGGCCCGAAAGUUGGCCUCUCUGCUGAAGGACACAGAGAAGAGAAAGGAGGAGCUGCAGGCCGAGCUGAGCGAUCAGGUAAUGGAGGUGGAGAAGCUGAAGAGCGACAGUCAGCAGCUCCUCCAGCACAACAGCCGUCUGCAGGCCGUGUCUGAUGAACACCAGAACCUAAAAAGCACCUACAACCAGCUCCUGAACAGGUACAAUAAAGGCGAAUUGAUGCUGAAGGAGCUUCAGGCUGCUCAUAUCUCCCUCACACAACAGGCUGAAACCCUGAAGAAGAGCAACGAGGGGCUGAAACUUCAGCAGGAAAGGUUGUCAUUAGAGCUGCAGCAGAAGGAGGAGAAGAUCUCAGAAGUGGAAGCAGACCUGCAGGAGAAGCGUGACACGAUAGCAGACUUGCAGGCUGAGGUAGGGCGACAGGAGGAGCAGGCUGGAGAGAUGGAGGAGAACAUCAACACACUGAGGAAGGAACUCGCCAGGACGGAGCAGGCCAGGAAGGACGCCAGCAUCAAGGCCUCGUCUCUGGAGCUACAGAGAUCUCAACUUGAGUCCAAACUGCAGAAGAAGGAGGAGGAGUUGAGCAAACACACACACAUGAUCGCCAUGAUACACAGCCUGAGCAGUGGCAAACUGAAGAACGAUGCCACCGCCAACCUUUCUCUGUAACACACACACACACACACACACACACACACUGUACAUUCUGUACACUCUGUACACAUAUCCAGAUUCAUGGAUUCCAGAAGUAUUGGCUCUCUUUCCAGACUCCACUGUUUGGUUUAAAUGCACUACACACACACACACACACACACACACGCACACAAAGCCAUGAACUCGGAUGACAAAUACAACUUUUUAAAUGUUUUAAACUCUGAGAUCCAGGUAACUUAUUGUCUUUUUAUAUCGUAUUUCUGUCUGUAAUUUUCUAGGUCAUUCUUUUUACAUCAUAUUUUAACAAAAUAAAUAAAUAUUUCAUCAUUUUCUUGAUUAAAUACUUAAUUUGCCACUGUCAUGUGAAGCGAUUCAGUUUCAUCAUGGAGUGAAAGAAUUAAUACAUUUUUGGUUUAUUGAUCUAAAUGAGAAAUAGAAACAUUUGACUUUUCAGCCAGUAGAUGGCGUUGCGCCUUAUGAUGAUUAAUAAACUCCAUUCUAUUUAGGUUUUAAGUGUGGUACAGUGAUUAAAUCAAACGCAUCAAUCACACAGGUGUGCUAGAGUCAAAAAAUUCAGCGAUAAGAUAUUUAAUGUGUUAGGUUUUUAUUCAACAGAUUUUUUUUUUCCCCAGUAACUGCUGCUGUCUCACUGUUCAGGGUUUGUGUUCAUGCUGUAUAAAGGACAUAGGUGUUUUCUGUGCUUUACUGGCUGAGUAAUGAACGAGAAAGCAGUUUCCGUUUUGUUUCGUGAGAUGACGAGUGACGAGCCCUGGGUUGGAAUGCGAUGAACUUCAUACAGCCUUUUCUUAUCUAUUCUUUUAACUUGCUUUUCCUCAUUGUCGUGAUCACAGAAACUCAUGCCUUAAUGAAGCUGCUCCACCUGCACAGUUCACGUUAUUCACGUCAUCUUUUUACUGUUUACCUUCUGAAAUGUGUUUUAUUUAGAAAGCUUUUAAAAAUGCUGAUGGAAAAUACACAAAAUUGGGACGGAUGAAUUUAUUACUAAUUUACCAAAAAAAAGAAAAUAUAAAUACAAGAAAAAUAUGUAUUUAUUUAUAUUAUAUACACAUGAUACUGUACUGUUUCUUUAUACAUAGUUCCUAAAUCCUUCACAUUUUUACAUUAAGGUGCCUGAACCAGAAAUGUUACUAUGCAUUAAAUAGCCUAAGUUUCUCUUUUCUGGCCUUGAACUUGGCUCCACCCCUCUGCAUACAGUGCCACACUGUCACACCAGACAAUAGACGACAUAUGAACAGCAGUAACAAACCAGAUAUUACCAUCGAAUAUCACUUGCUGCCUAAUUGCCAUGAUAAUUGACUUUUAUUUUUCUCUGUUGAUUGUUAUUAAUUCUCUAACUAACUACUUGUGCAACACAGCUAUAAUGAGUUUGAAUAUAGAAUGCUUUACUGCGGUAGCUUCUCUGCCAAAUCAAGUACGAGUAACAGGGAGUGUUUUUAACAGACUAUAAUUAGACUAUAUAGUAGGUUUUAUUAUAAAAAUAAGAAAAACAUCAGAAAGAGAAAUUCGUCCCCCAGUGUGCUGCUGCAUCUGUGUUUGCAAACACACUGGGCAUGCUCAGUGUACGUGCUCUUUUACAGAAAUGUAUAUUCCUGUGAACAAGCUGCAGUUUAAGUCCAACGUUCAAGUGUCUUUCAGUGAUUAAAUUCAGUAUGGUCAUUGUCCAAAAGCAGCUUUACAGAAUGAAAAAUUAAAAGAAUGUGUAUUAAAUGUCUGAAAAAAAAUGUGUAAUAUUUGAUUAUCAUAUCGUCCCUGAUGAACAAGCUGAUAGCGACAUGCUGAGGGGAAAACUCCGUAAGAUGGCAAUAGGAAAAAACCUCGAGAGGAACCAGACUUAACAGGGAACCCAUCCCCUUUUGGGUGAUGACAGAUAGCAGGGAUUGAUCUGCACUCAUACUGUAGCGUUCCCUCCAU
This is a messenger RNA of Clarias gariepinus (North African catfish), 4750 nucleotides long. It is a transcript of the gene cip2a, whose product is annotated as cellular inhibitor of PP2A. Bases 74 to 2833 code for a protein of 919 amino acids. The transcript has 22 exons. The record is from RefSeq and is a predicted model, not a curated record. Lineage: Eukaryota; Metazoa; Chordata; Actinopteri; Siluriformes; Clariidae.